AUGAGGAGGACAAGAAGCAGAGAUGAGAGUUGUGAUGAGACCAAACAAACAGAGGAAGAAGCAGGAAGAGGUGACCCAACUGGAGAAAAUUCGAGCAGAGGAUCAUGAGAGACAGCAUCUGGGUUUGGUGGACUAAGGCUUGAGGGGAUUGUUGGCAUGAUAGAAGAUUCUGACGGGGAAGGUGACAUUUCCCUUGAACCUGGAGUUGGGAACAGGGGAGAGGUAUCUGGAGAUAUGGCCGGAGGAGAAGCUGAGAAACUCGAUGGAGCUUCUGGCAAAAACGAAGGUGCAGCUGAUAUGAGUGAGAGAACGGUGAAGGCGGUGAACAGAGAGACCUUCAUGGUUACUGUAUGUGUCUCUGCUUCUCUGAGAAUGUUUGUGAGAGACCUUAAGGUGAAAAAAGAUGAGAAAUUGGAGAAGAAAAAGGUAUACAGCUAUAGAGGAGGAAGCAGUGAUUCACCGAUAUAUAUUACACAAGACAUUGCUGGAUUUCAUUUCAUAAAAAAUCAGACAUUGCAUAAUUUGUUGACUUUUGUCAAGAUUCUGGCAAUGCUUUUAGCGUACAUUCAUCUGCACACAAUGGUCAAGCAUUCUCAUGGCAAACUUUCUAUUAAACUCAAUCCCUAG
Arabidopsis lyrata subsp. lyrata is the source of this 627-nucleotide messenger RNA. RefSeq lists its product as uncharacterized. Lineage: Eukaryota; Viridiplantae; Streptophyta; Magnoliopsida; Brassicales; Brassicaceae. The record is from RefSeq and is a predicted model, not a curated record.